This is a messenger RNA of Suncus etruscus (white-toothed pygmy shrew), 2656 nucleotides long. RefSeq names its product SKI like proto-oncogene (gene SKIL). The record is from RefSeq and is a predicted model, not a curated record. Gene Ontology annotation, cellular component: nucleus. The transcript is spliced from 6 exons. Gene Ontology annotation, molecular function: SMAD binding; RNA polymerase II cis-regulatory region sequence-specific DNA binding; DNA-binding transcription factor activity, RNA polymerase II-specific. Gene Ontology annotation, biological process: negative regulation of BMP signaling pathway. Bases 93 to 2159 code for a protein of 688 amino acids. Lineage: Eukaryota; Metazoa; Chordata; Mammalia; Eulipotyphla; Soricidae.
CAUAAAUACCUUUAUACAUUGCUCUUUUUUUUCCUUCAAAUGAACAGCUAAAUAACAAUGCAAAUCUCAGACUUUCUUAUUUAGCACAGUACAUGUUAGCAAUGGAAAACCUACAGACAAGUUUCUCCUUGGUUCAGUGCUCAAAUAAAAAACUGAACGGGAUGGAAGAUGAUGGUGGCCCGCCGGCGAAAAAAAUGAUGACGGACAUUCAUGCAAGUGGAAAAAUGAUGAUAAACAAAAUGCCAACAGUAAAAAAGGAACAUCUGGAUGACUAUGGGGAGUCGCCAAUGGAGACAGAUGGGGAGCAGAGCAAGCGACCCUGCGUCUCUGUGCCUGAACCUUUGCAUCUAAAUCCCAGUUUGAAGCACACAUUGGCCCAAUUUCACUUAAGUAGCCAGAGCUCUUUAGGUGGACCAGCAGCAUUUUCAGCUCGAUAUUCCCAAGAAAGCAUGUCACCCACGGUAUUUCUGCCCCUUCCAUCUCCUCAGGUUCUUCCGGGGCCACUACUUAUCCCUUCCGAUAGCUCCACAGAACUCACACAGACUGUGUUGGAAGGAGAAUCGAUUUCUUGUUUUCAAGUUGGAGGAGAGAAGAGACUUUGUUUGCCCCAAGUCUUAAAUUCUGUUCUCCGCGAAUUUUCACUCCAGCAAAUAAAUACAGUGUGUGAUGAAUUGUACAUUUAUUGUUCAAGGUGUUCUUCAGACCAGCUUCAUAUCUUAAAGGUCCUGGGAAUACUUCCAUUCAAUGCCCCAUCCUGCGGGCUGAUCACUUUAACGGAUGCACAACGGCUAUGUAAUGCUUUAUUGAGACCACGCACUUUCCCCCAAAAUGGUAGCAUACUUCCUGCUAAAGGCUCACUGGCCCAGUUAAAGGAAACUGGCAGUGCUUUUGAAGUGGAACAUGAAUGCCUUGGCAAAUGUCAGGGUCUAUUUGCACCCCAGUUUUAUGUUCAGCCCGACGCUCCAUGCAUUCAGUGUCUGGAGUGUUGCGGAAUGUUUGCACCCCAGACAUUUGUGAUGCAUUCCCACAGAUCACCUGACAAAAGGACUUGUCACUGGGGCUUUGAAUCAGCCAAAUGGCAUUGCUAUCUUCACGUGAACCAAAAAUACUUAGGGACCCCUGAAGAAAAGAAACUGAAGAUAAUUUUAGAAGAAAUGAAGGAGAAAUUUAGCAUAAGAAAUGGAAAGAGAACUCAAUCUAAGAUAGAUACACCGCCAGGAUUGGAAUUGCAAUCAUGGUAUCCUGUUAUAAAGCAGGAAGGUGAUCAGAUUUCUCAGACACAUUCGUUUUUACACCCCAGCUACUACUUAUAUAUGUGUGAUAAAGUGAUUGCCCCAAAUGUGUCACUCACGUCUGCUGUAUCCCAGUCUAAGGAAGUCGCAAAGACAGAAGCAAGUAGAUCUAUAUCAAGACCAUCAGAAAAGCCUCACAGUAGUGGGAAACAUCAGAAAAAAGUAUCUUAUCCAGAUGUCUCACUUGAGGAACAGGAGAAAAUGGAUUUAAAAACAAGUAGAGAAAUUUGUACUCGUUUAAAAGAUCCAUCCAUCUCAAAUAAUUCUGGUAACAAGAAAUUGGAGACUACCAGUUGCAGCUUAGUCAGAGAUUCAGGCAAGAUGGAAAGUAACCAUGAUACUCCAGCUUUAUCUUCACAUCUUGUCAAAGAUAUUAUUUGUGAGGAUGACAAAGGAAAAAUCAUGGAAGAAGUAAUGAGAACUUAUGUAAAACAACAGGAAAAACUGAGCUCUAUUUUGCAGAAGAAGCAACAACUUCAGAUGGAAGUUGAAAUGUUGAGUAGCUCUAAAGCUAUGAAGGAACUCACUGAGGAACAGCAAAAUUUACAGAAAGAGCUUGAAUCUUUGCAAAAUGAACAUACUCAAAGAAUGGAAGAAUUUUAUGUUGAACAGAAAGAUCUAGAGAAGAAGUUAGAGCAGGUAAUGAAGCAAAAAUGUACCUGUGACUCAAAUGUAGAAAAAGAUAAAGAGGCUGAAUAUGCAGCACAGUUGGCUGAACUGAGACAGAGAUUGGACCAUGCGGAGGCUGAUAGACAAGAACUCCAAGAUGAACUCAGACAGGAACGGGAGGCAAGACAGAAGUUAGAGUUGAUGAUAAAAGAUUUGAAACUGCAAAUUUUAAAAUCAUCAAAGAUUGUUAAAGAAUAGAAACCUUUAAGGAUAUUCAUUUGUGUGUUCUAAACAGGGUUUAUUUUGUUUAUUUUCUUUGGCAAUUGAAUUCUGAACAAUUUAUGUGCAUGAAAAUAACUUGAGAGUCUGUCAAUUUGUAGAACAGAGAAAGUGAAGAAUUAUAUAUUAGUACAAAACUUUUUACAUUUUCCAAAUGAAUGAAAAUGUAUGUUUGUACUUUUUCCCCUGACCAGCUUAGUAACAGUACUAUAUGGUUUCAUCUAGAAAAUAAUCUGCUUAUAUUUCUAGUACAAAUAUAACAGUUGUAUACUUUUAAAAAACUUCAUUGUAUGAUGGAAAAUAGUUGUCAAUAUUACUCAUAUUUCAGACACAAUUUUAGAUAUGGUGGUGAAUAUUCGAAUAUAUAGUCACCCAAGGGUCAAAUCAUCCAUUUUUAUCAUCGACACAAUCUUCUUUUUUAAGGUUGAUACAGUAUGUUUAUUAUAUAUAAAGUAUUCCCUUAUUUUGUUUAGGUU